CGCCUGAGGGGGCGCCUCCGGCCGCGCGGUGCCCGCCGGGAUCCAGGAAGGCAGGUGUAGAGAAUAUCCAGGUAGUGACUGCAGUUCCACCUCUGGUUUGGCAGCCAUGCAUCAUGGGCGAACUACUGGUAAAGGGCCCUCCACUCUCACGCAGAUUUACCAGCAACCUCCGCAGCUUCUCAUUGUGCAUAUUGCUCUGCCCUCCUGGGCUGACAUCUGCUCCAACCUCUGUGAUGCUCUGCAGAACUUUUUCUCUCUAGCCUGCAGCUUGAUGGGCCCCAGCCGUAUGUCCCUAUUCAGCUUAUACAUGGUACAAAAUCAGCACGAGUGCAUCCUCCCUUUUGUGCAAGUGAAAGAGAACUUCACUAGGUUACAGGCCUGCAUCUCAGAGCUCCGCAUGUUACAGAGAGAAGGUUGUUUCAGACCACAAGGUACUUCUCUGCCACUGGCAGUAGAGGAUGGGCUCCAGCAAUUCAAACAAUACAGCAAACAUGUGACCAUAGGUGCAGCUCUGACCUACACUUCCCUGGAGAUUACUGUUCUGACUUCCCAGCCUGGAAAAGAGGUGGUCAAACAAUUGGAGGAAGGGUUGAGAAAUACAGACCUAGGGAGGGUCAGAAGGCUUCAGGUUGUUGAGGUCACAAAGGGAAUCCUAGACUGUAUGGACUCAGCAUCUCCUAUUGAAGAGCCCAGCAAUGAUGAGAGUUCUAUCCUGGGAACUGACAUUGACCUUCAGACUAUAGACAAUGAUAUUGUCAGCAUGGAGAUUUUCUUCAAAGCCUGGCUACAUAACAGUGGAACAGACCAAGAACAUAUCCAUCUUCUUUUUCCUUCACCAUGUUUCAGCAACAUUUCCAGAGCCAGAGAUAAUCCAAUGUGCCUGAAAUGUGAUCUCCAAGAGCGACUUCUCAGCCCUUCCCUGCUCCCUGGAACAGCUGAUGGCUCCUUGAGAAUGGAUGACCCCAAGGGAGACUUCAGCACUCUCUACCACAUGGCUUCCCAAUCAUCAGCCUCUCGUUACCAGCUCCAAGUGGUCAAGGCUCUAAAAUCUAGUGGAGUCUGUGAGUCAUUGAUGUAUGGACUCCCAUUCAUCCUCAGACCCACAAGCUGUUGGCAGCUGGACUGGGAUGAGCUGGAGACAAACCAGCAGCAUUUCCAUGCUUUGUGUCACAGCCUGCUGAAAAGAGACUGGCUGCUGUUGGCCAAAGGGGGACCCCUGAGCCUAGGACACAGACACAGAGCCCCCGCAAACACCUUCUAUGUGAUAAUGCCAUCACGCUCCCUCACUCUGCUGGUGAAGGCGGUGGCCACGCGGGAACUGGUGCUGCCCAGUCCCUUCCCCUUGCUACCUGAGGACCCACCUGAUGACAGCCUUAAAACUGUGGAGAGCAUGCUGGACAGCCUGGAGCUAGAGCCCACUUACAACCCCUUGCAGGUUGGGAGCCAUUUGUACUCACACCUGAGCAGCACCUUCGGCAAGCCUCAAGGGCGGCUCCACCCAAACUGGGAGAGUCGGGCCCUGAGAAAGGCUGGGCAGUUGCAGACCAACCGAGUUCGAGCGACAGUGGCCCCCCUGCUUAUGACUCCAGCCCCAGGCAGAGCCCCCAAGAUGCCAGCAGCAAGCAAACCUUCCUCAGAAGCUGCCUUCUUGCCUUCUGAACCCUAAGUCACCAGUGCCAGAGCCCAGCUGUCCUGUACAACCACAUCUGUGCUAAGGCUUACACAAUGGCUGUCUGUGGUCAGACCUGCCUUCUAUCCACCUGAGGCUGUGUGUGCUCUGGGUGACUGGAAAACAGAGCCUUUCCCUCCUCCGCCCUCAGUGCUGUCACCUCCCCAACUCCUCAGGCCAGGAAGUGACACACCCCAACCUGUCCCUCCUCCAGCAGGAACUCUUGUUCUCUUGGAUCAUUCGAUACAGUUAACACAGAUAAAGGUUAAACACCCAGAAGGCCUCCAUCAUUGUUAGGAGCAUUCCCAGCCCAGAAUUUCUCCUUGUAGCUCUGUGUAAGCAGAUGGAUGGGGUCAGGUCACCCGCAGGAAACUGAGCCUCAGGAACAAGGAUGAGGUUUUCAGAGUUCAUGAAAAAGAAGCAGGAUUGACAUGCAAGCCUCAUUCCUUCCCAAUGCACCCACCACACUACAGUUCCCUUUAGUCUCCAAACAGCCAAGUGCUUGGUGCUUGGUACCUAGAUGCAAAGUGUAUGGGUGGGGAGGGGAGGCUGUCAUAUACAUAACAGGGGGGAG
Galeopterus variegatus (Sunda flying lemur) is the source of this 2243-nucleotide messenger RNA. RefSeq names its product meiosis 1 associated protein (gene M1AP). Bases 107 to 1666 code for a protein of 519 amino acids. The transcript has 10 exons. Gene Ontology annotation, biological process: male meiosis chromosome separation; spermatogenesis; meiosis I. The record is from RefSeq and is a predicted model, not a curated record. Lineage: Eukaryota; Metazoa; Chordata; Mammalia; Dermoptera; Cynocephalidae.